ACACUGUAUACAUAAUAAGUAAAUAAUUUUAAAAGUUUUAAAAAAAAAAAAAAGAAUGUGUACUGCUCUUCCAGAAUCUGAGUUUGAGUGCCAGCAUCCAUUCCAGGCACCCCCACAGCAGCUGUAAUCCAGUUCCUGGGGAUCCAAUGCCUGUGGCCUCUGUAGGCACCUGCACCCUCCAAGAUUAAAAAUAGAAUAAAACAUUUUAAAUGACUGACCAUUCUCUAGCCCUAUAAAAUAUGUCCUACACGAAUUACAUUUCAUGGAUGACGAACAGAAGUGACUUUAUCAAUGUCUCAUGGCUAAAGACUGGUGGUGCCUGGAUCCAAAGCCACAUGGACUUGCUCCAGCUGUCCCUAUGCAGCUGUCUGCUUUGUGCCCACAGGGUUCCUCCUUGGUCUUUAGCUCAGCAGCCUCGAAUCCCGAGCCCAUGACACCCUUGUGGGCAGCUCGUCCCUGGACCAAUCACAGCCGCGCACAUGAGCUGGAGUUCGUUCUGCUGGGCUUUGCACAUGUGCCCUCCCUGCGCCCAAUGCUCGCAGUGCUCUUCCUGGCCGCCUUCCUGCUCACGCUGCUAGGCAACACGCUCAUCGUCCUGCUCACCAGCCUGGACCCAGGCCUGCGAGCGCCCAUGUACUUGUUCCUGCGCCAGCUGGCCCUGGUGGAGAUCUGCUUCUCACUGGACGUGGCGCCCCGUCUGCUGGUGACCCUGCUGCGACCUGGUCGCGGGAUGUACCCCAUAAGCUGUGCCCUGCAGCUGUUCUUCGUGCUGUCCUGUGUCAUAUCUGAGUCCUUGCUCCUCACAGUUAUGGCCUGGGAUCGCUUCCUGGCCAUUUGCAGGCCUCUGCACUAUGGUACCAUCAUGAGCUUGAGGCUGUGCCACCUGCUGGCCACCACCUGCUGGCUCGCAGGAGUCCCUGUGUCGCUGGUCUUCACCAUCUGGCUCUUCAACUUCCCCUUCUGUGGGUCUCAGGGCAUCCGGCACUACCUCUGUGACAUACCACCUCUGCUGAGCCUGGUGUGUGCAGACACCAGAGUCUUCGAGGCCAGUGCGAUCGUGGCCACGAUGUUAAUUAUGAUUGUUCCUGUAUCUCUGAUAGUCACAUCCUAUACCAGGAUUCUGGUUGCUGUCCUUCGGAUGCCGUCAGCCUCUGGGCGCCACAAGGCCCUGUCCACCUGUGCCUCCCACCUCGUCGUGGUAAUUCUGUUUUAUUGCACAACGGGGAUCAUCCACUUGCGCCCCAAGUCCAGCUACUCCCCUGAGAGCAAGCAAGUGGUGUCCCUGUCCUACACCAUGUUGACCCCCAUGCUCAACCCCCUCAUCUACAGCCUGCGGAACAAGGAGGUCAAGGCUGCCUUAGUUCGUGUCUUCAUUCAGAGACGAGGUACCUUUACCCCUUGACCUCUCUAUAUGACUUCAUUUACCCGAUUCCUUGGGGAGCGUUUCUAACUUAGUGGUCUUGAGGACCUCAAUUCACAAGUACGUUAAAUCCAUUCUAAAAGAUUCUAUUGCUGGGAUGCUCCUUCUAGAAUGUGUGGAUGAUGUCACAAUUCCCUAAUGUCCCCUUGAACAAAGUCAAAGUAUUAACUUGCUCCAUGUAUUGAGGAGUUAGCAUUCUGUUUCUCCACUGACGUAGCAGCUGGAUUGGAGUUCAAAAGCAUUGUGAAGGCAUCUUUUCCAUGCAAGUUGAAUUGCCAGCUGAAGCACGGAAAAAACAAAUUUCAGAAAGAAACCAUUAAAUUUUAAUCUCAUAUAAA
Messenger RNA from Mesocricetus auratus (golden hamster), 1758 nucleotides. Its product is annotated as olfactory receptor 10A7-like. The record is from RefSeq and is a predicted model, not a curated record. Gene Ontology annotation, biological process: G protein-coupled receptor signaling pathway. Gene Ontology annotation, molecular function: G protein-coupled receptor activity; olfactory receptor activity. The transcript is spliced from 2 exons. Bases 299 to 1402 code for a protein of 367 amino acids. Gene Ontology annotation, cellular component: membrane. NCBI's taxonomy places the organism in Eukaryota, Metazoa, Chordata, Mammalia, Rodentia, Cricetidae.